AUGUCAGGACUCUGCGUCUCCUGGCGAAAAGGUUCCAAUGACUCCACGUUCACCUGCAUGGUCAGCAAUUCUGAAGAUCAAAAGGAAGCCUCAGUUGACAUGCUCGAAAUCUGCACAAGUGAUAGAAGAAACACUGAAAGCUCGAUUCAUUCCCAGAGAGAACCGGCCAUGAAAGUCACUCACAGAAGCUUGCUAAUCCUUCUUGACUUCCAUCUGUUGAUCUUCUCUGCCUUUGGCACUUUAAGUCAAGCAGCAGAGAAUCCAACCCAUCGGGAGAAGAGAGUCCAGGGAGGAAGAGUGGACGUCAUUCAUCCCAGAAAUGAGCCAGUGCCAGCACCUCAGAUACUCCCCCAAAACAUCUCCAAGACUCCAGAAGGCUGCAAUGUGACCCUGCAGUGCAUUGCAUCCACAGAAGAAAAGUUUGUUAUCUCCUGGGGAAAAGGGAAUCCCCCAAGGACCUUAGGGGGAGGUUCAGGUGAAUACCAGCUUUCCCACAAUGGUAGGGAUCUCCAUGUCUCCUGGCGAAAAGGUUCCAAUGACUCCACGUUCACCUGCAGGGUCAGCAGUUCUUCAGAUCAAAAGGAAGCUUCAGUUGACAUUCUCAAAAUCUGCACAAGUGAUAGAGGUGGCCUUGGACAAAUUAUACGUUGGGAGUUCAUGUUAAUUCUUCUUCUCCCCGUUGUUGCCUGUUUAUUGGUGGUCACAAUAAUCAUAGUGAAGAAAAGAAAAUCCAGGAAAAGAGAGAGAGAUGGUGCCACCUAUGUUGAUCCCCAGGUUGACUGGAACAGAGAGGGCUGUUCAGUGAGGCCAUCCUGUGAACCCAGAGAACGAGGCCUUGUGUGUUGUCCCCUAGACAACGGUUUCGGCAGGAAUCGCGAGGAUCGUUGGGACUAUGGGAUGCACUGGUCGUUCGGGGAUGAAGGGGGCCCUGAGUUAUGCUGCUGCUUUGGGGUUCGAAUGGGUCCCUAGCGGAACCUCCAAGCGUCCCUAUUUUCCAGCAACAGUCCUGGAUUUACAGAAGCCAUCCCAGUUUCUGAUUUGAUCAGAAUGUGCUGCUUUUCCAUAGGAUGUCCCUAUUUUCAUCAGAGAAAUGUUGGAGGGUAUGGAGUUAUGUGACUCCUGAGGCAAGGAGAUAAGUAACUGUGCAGCCUCUAGAAGACAUCUGAAGGCAGCCCUGCAUAGAG
Podarcis raffonei (Aeolian wall lizard) is the source of this 1184-nucleotide messenger RNA. RefSeq lists its product as uncharacterized. The coding region runs from base 1 to 969 and encodes 322 amino acids. Lineage: Eukaryota; Metazoa; Chordata; Lepidosauria; Squamata; Lacertidae. The record is from RefSeq and is a predicted model, not a curated record. The transcript is spliced from 6 exons.